AUGGCAGGAGGAAGUGGAGGAGCUGGGGGAGGAACAGGGGGAGGGGACUCGUUGGCUCGCAGGGCCUGGAGGCAGUACCUGCUCCAGCUGCAGCGCCACCCACUCCGCACCAAGAUGGUCACUGCGGGGUGCCUCGCAGGCGUCAGCGACUCCGUGGCGCAGAAGCUCUCUGGAUAUCAGAAGAUUGAGAAGCGCCGCCUCCUGCUCAAGAUGAUAUUUGGGUUUGCAUAUGGUGGCCCAUUUGGGCAUUUCCUGCAUAAAGUGUUGGAUUAUAUCUUUAAAGGGAAGAAGGAUACCAAAACUGUAGCUAAGAAGGUGUUGCUGGAGCAGAUCACUUCCUCUCCCUGGAACAAUUUACUCUUCUUAUUCUAUUAUGGAUAUGUUGUUGAGAAGAGGCCUUUCAAGGAGGUGAAGACUAGGGUGAAGAAACAAUAUCUGUCAGUGCAAUUGUCUGCUUGGAUGUUUUGGCCAGUAGUUGGUUGGAUAAACCAUCAGUACGUGCCUUUGCAGUUUCGGGUGAUUGUCCACAGCUUUGUUGCAUGUUGCUGGGGAUAUUUCUCAACCUUCGCGCCAGAGCCAUGUCUUUGA
This is a messenger RNA of Triticum turgidum subsp. durum (durum wheat), 588 nucleotides long. The record is from the annotation of a GenBank genome assembly. Lineage: Eukaryota; Viridiplantae; Streptophyta; Magnoliopsida; Poales; Poaceae.